AUGGGGAUAAAGGAAUUGUUCAACUUGGCUCGGGUGCCCUCCAUCCUCUUGCUCGGGGUGGUGUACGUGGCCUACGUGCUGAUCGGCGGGGUGGUUUUCUGGAAGUUGGAGGGGCAGCUCGGUCAGAAGGACAUCGGCCUCCUGCUGCAGAACAAAAACACCCUGCUCACGAGGUUCAACUGUCUGAACCAAGAAGGCCUGGAGGCGGUGGCUCAGGUCGUUCAACAAGCGUCCAAAGCAGGCCUUAGCUUGAAAGGCAACUACACGUCGGACGGCUUCUGGAAAUUCACCAGCUCGGCUGUGUUCGCUGCCACCGUGGUCACGACUAUAGGUUACGGGAACAUGGCUCCCAGCUCCACCGCUGGCCAGAUCUUCUGCGUGUUCUUUGCGCUGUUUGGCAUCCCGCUCAACAUGGUGGUGCUCAACAGGGUGGGCAAGUACAUGCUCGCCAUAGAGAGGAACAUCUCCGACUUCCUCGAGGGGAAGACCGGGCGGAAGAGGUGUACCCGCUUUUUCGUCCACCUGGUGUCCUACCUGUCUGGAGCGGUGCUGUUCUUUGUCAUGCCCAUGAUUGUGUUCCAGCUGCACGAGGGCUGGACCUUCUCCCAGGCCAUCUACUACUGCUUCAUCACCCUCAGCACUAUUGGCUUUGGGGACUUCGUGGCAGACAGCAAUCCGGACAAAACAUACCCAGACUGGUACAGCGUCCUCAUGGCCUCGUGGAUCUUUUUUGGCCUGGCCUGGCUGGCCCUCCUCAUCAACCACUCCAUUGACAUCCUGGAGCGGCUCAACACCCACUGCAAACAACGGUGGGGCGGACAGAAGCAGGAGGGCGAGUCCCCCAGCGCAGACGCCGACAACCCGGACACACAGGUGGAGGAGGAAGACGAGAUAAAGAAGCCUCCGAUCACUCAGUAAAGCUGGUUUCAGCGAGCUGAGCUAGUCAUAGAAUAACUGUCUGUAGAUCGGGACAUGGGAAUCGGGCGUAAAUAAUGGGGUAUGGCUAAGCCAUGGCAGGAUGUGUGUAUGCGUUAUGAAACUGUAAAUGUUGAGUGUGUGACGAGUCAGUUUUGAUCCCUUUAGAUCUAGAAUAUUGACUCAUUUUUGUUGAGUCAGGAUUGUUUGUGCAGCAUGCACAUGCUGUUUGUCUGUCAGCACAAAAAUGUGACCCCUUCACUCAUGUGCUUGUUAAUAAAAAGAAGAGAUUAAAGUUUAGGGAAGGAUACUGAUUCAACACAUCCUUUGCCCCGUGAUUCUGUCUGGUUAGCGGUCAGUAGAGAGCUGCAGUCAGUCCAUCAGCUCUCUUUGGCCUCUAUAAGUGAGGCUCACCUUACUGACCACAAACCAACUCAUUUGCCAACUCAGUUGGCAUAUCAUUUUGCAUUUGACUGUCUGUGCCACAGAAUGGCCCAUGUAUU
This is a messenger RNA of Anoplopoma fimbria (sablefish), 1418 nucleotides long. RefSeq names its product potassium channel, subfamily K, member 17 (gene kcnk17). The record is from RefSeq and is a predicted model, not a curated record. Gene Ontology annotation, biological process: potassium ion transmembrane transport; stabilization of membrane potential. Gene Ontology annotation, molecular function: potassium ion leak channel activity. Lineage: Eukaryota; Metazoa; Chordata; Actinopteri; Perciformes; Anoplopomatidae. The transcript is spliced from 5 exons. Gene Ontology annotation, cellular component: membrane. The coding region runs from base 1 to 918 and encodes 305 amino acids.